This is a messenger RNA of Aplysia californica (California sea hare), 474 nucleotides long. Its product is annotated as VPS10 domain-containing receptor SorCS1-like. Gene Ontology annotation, biological process: post-Golgi vesicle-mediated transport. The annotation marks the transcript as partial. The record is from RefSeq and is a predicted model, not a curated record. NCBI's taxonomy places the organism in Eukaryota, Metazoa, Mollusca, Gastropoda, Aplysiida, Aplysiidae. The transcript is spliced from 4 exons. Gene Ontology annotation, cellular component: Golgi apparatus.
AAUAUUUAUUCUUUUUUGCACAGGGGACAUCCCGACUAUGAUACAGACGUCGAUGUGGUUCACAUGGAAGAACUUGGCUCAACACCAUCACAAGCCAUCUACAAAUCUUGCAUCGCUCCAAAAUGUACCAGGACACAAGAAGACGUACAGGGUGUAGGGCCCUUUUUGUCAGGUACCCUGCAAGUGCACAAGGAGUACAUGUUCAUUCAAAAGUCAAACUUCAUGGAAUCGGAAGACUAUUUAUUGGUUUCCUAUAAGAGAGGUCCCUUUAAGAGAGCCUACUUCCCGAGUGACUUGAAAACAGAUGACUUUAUGUUGCUGGAUGUUGAUGAUGGUCAAGUUUUUGUGGCUGUCAAUCAUGGUAAUCAGGUCAACCUGUAUCUCUCUGAAGCAACUGGCCAGUUCUACGUACUCAGCCUGGAAAAUGUCUACCAUACUUUACUGCCCAACGACUUCGACAUUGAUUUUCAUGAG